Colletes gigas is the source of this 1305-nucleotide messenger RNA. RefSeq names its product homeobox protein SIX6-like (gene Six4). Gene Ontology annotation, molecular function: DNA-binding transcription factor activity, RNA polymerase II-specific; RNA polymerase II cis-regulatory region sequence-specific DNA binding. Gene Ontology annotation, cellular component: nucleus; transcription regulator complex. Gene Ontology annotation, biological process: regulation of transcription by RNA polymerase II. Bases 7 to 1305 code for a protein of 432 amino acids. The transcript is spliced from 4 exons. Lineage: Eukaryota; Metazoa; Arthropoda; Insecta; Hymenoptera; Colletidae. The record is from RefSeq and is a predicted model, not a curated record.
UCGAGAAUGUCCGACUGUUCGGAUCAAUUGUCAUCGCCGAACAGCGACUGCAACAGCCAGAUGGGCGCCGUGCAUCGAAAUGCGACCGCCGGGCAGUACAACAGCUCAUCGAUGCCUGGAUUAUCGUUGAGCCAUCAUUCCCAUCCGCAGAAUCUGACGCCAACGUCGAACGGGAGCCCGCAGUAUCCGCAGGAGCUGACCAAUUGCACCUCGAGCAACGCGACGGGGAAUAUUGGGAACAUCGGGGCCCUGUCUCUGGGCAGCGCGAGCAGUAACUUUACGCCCGAGCAGAUAUCUUGCAUGUGCGAGGCGUUAUCGCAGAGCCAGGAUAUCGAGAAGCUCACGAGGUUUCUCUGGUCCCUUCCACCGGGCGAGUUGCUCCGCGGCGGCGAGAGCGUGAUGAUGGCUAGAGCCGCGGUAGCUUUCCAUCGUGGCGCGUACCACGAGCUGUAUUCGAUCCUGGAGAGUCACCCUUUCUCGCCGCGACGGCACACGGAGCUCCAACAGAUGUGGUUCAAGUCGCACUACCGCGAGGCGGAGAAGAUUCGCGGUCGUCCGCUGGGCGCUGUGGAGAAGUAUCGAUUGAGGAAGAAGUAUCCGCUACCAAAGACGAUCUGGGACGGGGAGGAGACGGUCUACUGCUUCAAGGAACGAUCGAGGAAAGCUUUAAAGGAGUGCUACAUGAGGAACAGGUACCCGACGCCCGACGACAAGAAGAACCUCGCCAAGAAGACCGGGCUGACGCUCACCCAGGUGUCCAAUUGGUUCAAGAAUAGACGCCAGAGAGACAGGACCCCGCAGACGAGAACGGACAUGUUACCGUUAAACUGCCAGGGCGGCGCAGCCAACGCGAUGAGCAAUUCCGUGAGCAACGGUGGUAGCAUACAGUCGUUGCAGAGCAUCGACUCGGACAGCCCGAAUCUCGCGAUGUCGCCGCUGUCGACGAUGGGCAUGUCACCGGUGGGCAUGAACCCGUGCAGCCCGAUGGGCAUGAGUCCCAUGGGCCCGCAUCACCACGGAUACGCGGCGCCCGUCACCCCGUCCUCCGUCCACCCCCAUAACGGAGGCCUUAGCCCCAUGAACGACGUCAAGGCCCUCUGCUACGGUCGCGGCGUUUACGAGACUGGUAAAGACGCAGAACAGAGCUCCGUCUACUACUCCACCCACUCGCCCAUGCACCACCAAUACUACCAACAGACGCACCAUCAAAUGAUGACCAGCGCCCACCACCAUCACCACCAUCACCAACAAACCAUGCCGGCCGGUUACGAGAUCAUGCUGCCGCCUCCGCAGCACUCGAUGUGA